This is a messenger RNA of Aspergillus aculeatus ATCC 16872, 1161 nucleotides long. RefSeq lists its product as uncharacterized. Lineage: Eukaryota; Fungi; Ascomycota; Eurotiomycetes; Eurotiales; Aspergillaceae. The transcript has 4 exons. The coding region runs from base 1 to 1161 and encodes 386 amino acids. The record is from RefSeq and is a predicted model, not a curated record.
AUGGUGCCCAAGUCGCUUGCUAGCUCGAUUGUGUGCUUCUCAUCCUCCUCCUCUUCCUCCUCCUCCUCCAUCAUCAUCCCCUCAUCUCCCUCGUCAGCCUUUAGACGCAGCCCACUGUGGAGCGCGCACUCCAGGGUCUCCCCAACAUCCGCAGUGCCGGUGCGGCAAUAUCGAGCCGUUUGGCCAUCCUACGGCAUCACCACGCCGGUUCCAGAUCUUAACCCACAUUUCCCCAUCUCGCAAUCUCCGUAUUGCUUCCAGACGGGCUAUGCCCUUUGCGCCAAACGCGCACCGCGGCCUCAGGAUAAGAGAUUAUCCGUUCGGGGUGAUCUAGUCCGGGGCUUGAACAAUGGGGACGAUGCCGUUCUAGUCGCCGACAAUUAUCUGGCUGUCAAUGAUGGGGUAGGAGCGUGGGCAACCAAGCCCCAGGGCCAUGCAGCCCUCUGGGCCAGACUACUCCUUCACUUCUGGGCGCUGGAGGUUGAGCGCGUUUCCAACACGAGUACGCAACUCGACCCCAUCGGCUACCUGCAACGGGCCUACGAGGAAACCAUCCAAGCGACCAGCUCCCCGGGCCAAUGGCUGGGCACGACCACUUCAGUCACCGCCCUAUUACAUUGCACGCGCGAUCAUGCAGGGAACACGAACCCGCUGCUGUAUGUGACCUGUCUCGGCGAUUGCAAGAUCUAUGUCAUCCGGCCCCGCGAGAAAACGAUCCUCUUCCGCACCCAGGAGCAAUGGCACUGGUUUGACUGUCCGAUGCAGCUGGGCACGAACAGCGUCGACACGCCGAAGAAGGACGCGGUGCUCAGCAAGAUCGACGUGCAGGAGGGCGACAUCGUGCUCGCGGUCUCGGAUGGCGUCGUGGACAAUCUCUGGGAGCAUGAGAUCCUGACGGUCGUUCUUGAGAGCCUUGACAAGUGGCACCAAGGGCGCUAUGACAACAAGGAAAUCGAGUGGGCGCCGCCGGAGGUGCUGGCCCACGAGCAGAUGGUCUUUGUCGCUAGGGAACUGCUCCGGGCUACGUUGGAGAUUGCGCAGGAUCCCUUCGCGGAGAGUCCAUAUAUGGAGAAGGCAAUUGACGAGGGUCUGGCCAUUCAAGGUGGGAAAAUGGACGAUAUCAGCGUCGUGGUUGGUGCGUGCAGGAGAAGAGAGCAUUGA